CUCACACGGAGUGUUACCCUCCCGCGCAGGCGCAGACAGRCAAGCGAGCCAACAUGCCGGUGGCCCGGAGCUGGGUCUGUCGCAAAACGUAUGUGACCCCGCGGAGGCCCUUUGAGAAAUCCCGCCUCGACCAAGAACUGAAGCUGAUCGGCGAGUAUGGUCUCCGGAACAAACGUGAGGUCUGGAGGGUCAAAUUUACUCUGGCCAAAAUUCGCAAGGCUGCCCGGGAGCUGCUGACGCUGGACGAAAAAGACCCCCGACGUCUGUUUGAAGGCAAUGCCCUGCUGCGACGACUUGUCCGCAUUGGKGUGCUGGAUGAGGGCAAGAUGAAGCUGGAUUACAUAUUGGGCCUGAAGAUUGAGGAUUUCUUGGAGAGGCGCCUGCAGACCCAGGUCUUUAAGCUGGGCCUSGCCAAGUCCAUCCACCACGCACGUGUGCUCAUUCGCCAGCGCCACAUCAGGGUCCGCAAGCAGGUGGUGAACAUCCCGUCCUUCAUUGUCCGCCUGGACUCCCAGAAGCACAUCGACUUCUCCCUGCGGUCUCCAUAUGGGGGUGGCCGCCCAGGCCGCGUGAAGAGGAAGAAUGCCAAGAAGGGCCAGGGUGGGGCCGGGGCUGGUGAUGAUGAGGAGGAGGAUUAGGCCCUCCYCCUGGGCUGGAGGAUUGUUUUCCAGGCAGGUAAUAAAGCAGGUUCAACACUUUGGA
Urocitellus parryii (Arctic ground squirrel) is the source of this 702-nucleotide messenger RNA. It is a transcript of the gene Rps9, whose product is annotated as ribosomal protein S9. The record is from RefSeq and is a predicted model, not a curated record. Gene Ontology annotation, biological process: ribosomal small subunit biogenesis; translation. Gene Ontology annotation, molecular function: rRNA binding; structural constituent of ribosome. Gene Ontology annotation, cellular component: cytosolic small ribosomal subunit. NCBI's taxonomy places the organism in Eukaryota, Metazoa, Chordata, Mammalia, Rodentia, Sciuridae.